CAGAGCGCGCCGCAACGCAGCUCACACAGAACGCGAAUAGUCAGCGAAUAUAGAAAUAGUAACACUUGUACAAAUUGUUGUUGUUGUUAUUGCUGCUGUUGGUACCUGGGCUGGCUACCUUGGCCAUCGAUCGCACCUCGCUAGUGCGCGUUACCUCGCGUUGGUUCGCGUGCCAGGCUGACGUGCACAACGUGUACGAGGAUAACACUAAGUAGGCAGGGCCGUUGUCCUUGGUAUUUCAGUCUAGCGCUUGCAGCGUCAGGCAACAGUAAUACCUGCGUGUGCAAUUAAAGGCCUGUACAGGUGUGUUGAGUCUGCCACGGUGUGUGUGUGUGUGUUGGUGAAUUUGUGUUAUGGACAUUCUAAUAUGUGCCUUGGCUAAUUGUUAUGCAAUCGUCUCUAGCUUUAAGACAUAGUGGGAAAUGUCUUUGAAGCGUUAUGCAAUAAUCGCGCCGUUCACUCAGCACCAGCACCAGCACCAAACGACAACGACAACGACAGCUGUUGCUGUUGCAACAGCAGAAGAAUCAACAAUAACUACAACAUCUUUGCCCACUAGCGAGGAGGUGGGGGAGGAGGAGCUGCUGCAUUCGCAGGAGCUCGCCAGCAGCUCCUCAAUAACGACAUACUACAAUGGCGGCAUGGGUCUCUAUAAUCAGCAGCGCGGCAUUGGAGCUGGCAUAUCGCUGCUCAAUGGCGCCGCCGGCUCUGGCAGCGGAAGCAGCACUGGCAGCGGCUCACAGACCUACGCUCACGUUGUCAAUGGCAGCGUGAAUCUUCUGCUUGGCGGGUCUAUGCUCUGCCUGGUGACGACUAUUUUAUGUGUAGUUUGUUAUUGUUGCCAUCGCAACAUUAAGAAGCGCACUGAGGCCGCCUACAGGCAGCAACAACACCAGUGGCUGGAAAACGAUCCCAAUAUGGAAAUAUACAGUGUCGAACAGUGCUAUGAGACUUCUGGCCUCUUCUUGGGCGACUCAACGGACGGCUUGGCCACUCUGCCAGCGUUGCAUCACGAGCCGCCGCCAUCGUAUGACGCUGUAGUGUUGCAUGAACAGCAACUAUUGCAGCAGCAGCAGCAACUUGAGGAGCAGCAACUUCAAUUGCAGCAGCAGCAAUUGCUGCUGCAGCGCGUCUCACCGCCGCCCGGCUAUCGCUCCAGCCUAGACAUAAGCAGCGCGCAGCAAGUAAUAGAAAUAUCAAAUACCGAUGGACUGGCAGGCAGCAGCAGCAGCUGCAGCAACAACAGCGCAACAGCUGUUGGAGCAGGACUCAUGGCAAACAAGCAAUUGCAGCGCACAUUGAAUGCUCAGUCCUGUUGCUCGCUCCAGCGUGCCGAGGUGGAGAACAUGUGGAACGCAGCCGCGGCGGCUGUAGCGGCGCGGAGUGGCCACUGCCAGGAACUGGACACAUUUAUGCCGAUGCCACUGGCGAUGCCGUCGCCAUCGUCGCCUUUGCCGCUGGCACUGCAGGCGCGCAAGCACGCACAGGCGGCCAUGCGGCUGAAUAGCUUCGGCAGGCGCUAUUUGCAGUACAGUCAGCAGCACCAUCAGCAGCAGCACAGCCACUACAGACGCGGCUGUCCACUGUGCGGCAAGUUUCGCUAUGCUGCCGAGGAUGAGGCGUUGACGGCAUCUGGCGAAAGUGUCCUGGAACAGUGCGACGCCAAUGAGAACGUGGCAAGUGCUCAGCAACAGCCGCUGCAACCCACCAUCGAAAACCCCAAUCAAAUUGAUGCUGAUGCAGCAAAUGGAAAUGUGGUGGACAGCGCAACUGAGACUGCAGCUGCAGCUGCAACUGUUGCUGACACAGACAUAGACAUAGACGAGAAUGACAAUUCAGCUGCGAUGUCAACAGCAGCAGCAUCAACUGCGACAUCAGCAACAGCGACAGCGACAGCAGAAGCUGCUGCCGACCUCGAUAUAAACCACAUCAAUGAGAAUGGCAUCAUCAGCCUGGAUAUGAGCAAAAUCAUUGACAUAUCGGGCUUGCCCACAUACGAGGGCGCUCUCAAGCUAGAAUCCAGUGGCUAUGUCUGAGCCGUUCCCAGUACCCAGUUCCCAGUCAAAUUUACAAUACUAAAUAUCGAAAUAUAUCACACAUGUGCUUUAUUUUAUAGGAUAAUAUGGAGCAGAUGCUUAGAAAAUGUUUACCUUAUCAUAGCAACAAUCCUAUCAACCUUUUCUGAAGUUCGCUCUGGCUUCACCCUGAUCUCGAGUUGCGAAUCAUUUGUAUCUGCCCCAUCUUUCGCUUACACACACACCCACACCCACACACCCACACCCACUCUUAUAUACAAAUUUAUUUUUAACUCUAGACAUUAGUUUUAAGCAUA
Molecule: messenger RNA, 2332 nt
Organism: Drosophila hydei
Lineage: Eukaryota; Metazoa; Arthropoda; Insecta; Diptera; Drosophilidae
Gene: s-cup
Exons: 4
Coding region: 423-2036 (537 amino acids)
Source: RefSeq, a predicted model, not a curated record